Molecule: messenger RNA, 2756 nt
Organism: Agrilus planipennis (emerald ash borer)
Lineage: Eukaryota; Metazoa; Arthropoda; Insecta; Coleoptera; Buprestidae
Product: cyclin-dependent kinase 14
Exons: 11
Coding region: 525-1958 (477 amino acids)
Biological process (GO): protein phosphorylation
Cellular component (GO): cytosol; cytoplasm; nucleus
Molecular function (GO): cyclin binding; ATP binding; cyclin-dependent protein serine/threonine kinase activity
Source: RefSeq, a predicted model, not a curated record
UCGUCGGCCGAUUCCGAAUUCCAUUGCUCCAUAAACAGUCGUUUGCGAGGUCUCUUGAUGAUUCAUUCUGUCACGGUUCAGUAGCUGAACUCGCUUGUUUAAGUAUAAACGUUAUCAGUCGUGGCUUGUUUUUAAUUGUUGGCGGAAAUCUCUGGGUUAUUUUUUAUUUUCCUUCCAAUUAAUACAGCAAUAGGACGUUUUGUUAGUAGAUACCAAUUCAUCAGGUGAAUCGUAGUGCUUCUAAAAAUAAUAUAGUGAUUAUCAAUCCAGUAGUUUGCACUUAAUCGUAGGCAUACAUGUAUUUAUAUAUAUUCGUGACUAUCUGUGGUUAUUGUUGAACAACGUGUUUUUUGUUGUUGUAUUUAUGGAUGUGAUGUGGAUGAACUGUAGCUGUUAAGUUAAUAAAAGAAGUCCUCAGGCUCAUUGGCAUUGCAGCUGUUGUUAACCGGUUUCCAAGUGGAACUUGAGGAAGAAGUCAGUCCAAACCAGCCCUUUAAGAUGUCGGCCCAUUGGUGAUUGUACCGAUGAGCUUAUAUGGGAUCGGUUUGCCAACAGGGGUCACAAUGCGAGAAAAGAAAAGUGGUGCUAUGUCUCGUAUGCAAAAACUCAAGAAAAGACUGUCACACUCUUUUGGACGAUUAGCGGUUUCAAAGGAGGAAUCAGAUGAACACCAGAACCAUGGAAAAUUGCCUUAUAACGGGUACAGUGACGAGUUCCUAGACAGAUUAGAACCGAAUGGUAAUAUUCCUGCAGGCAAAGGUGGUCUCAAGUACGAUUGGAACACAGUAGGUGGACACGACAGGGUAAAACGACAGUUGUCGGUCUCAUCAGAUAGUAAACUAUUAGAUGAUGAUAUUAGAGAAGAAACCCGCGUAAUACUUCGACCUCGGAAGCCUCCUAGACCUAAGUCAGAAGUUUUGUUAAAUCAGGGAAGCGAACACCGGAGAACUAAACGAUUUUCUGCUUUUGGGGGUGAUUCCCCGUUUGGAAAGUCGGAAGCGUAUAUAAAAUUAGAACAAUUAGGAGAAGGAUCAUAUGCUACAGUAUAUAAGGGGUACAGCAAUUUAAAAAACCAGGUGGUGGCUCUGAAGGAGAUAAGACUUCAAGAGGAAGAAGGAGCACCGUUCACCGCUAUCAGAGAAGCAUCGUUACUAAAAGAACUGAAACACUCGAACAUUGUCACUUUACACGAUAUUGUUCACACGAAAGAAACCCUCACCUUUGUUUUUGAAUACGUGCAUACAGAUCUGUCGCAGUACCUGGAACGUCACAGUGGAGGUUUGGAACCCCGCAACGUGCGCCUGUUCCUCUUUCAGUUGUUGCGUGGUCUCGCAUACUGUCACAAGAGGCGCGUGCUGCACCGUGACGUCAAACCGCAAAAUCUAUUGAUAAGCGAAAUCGGCGAACUUAAAUUGGCAGACUUUGGCCUGGCCAGGGCGAAGUCGGUGCCAAGUCAUACGUACUCCCACGAAGUUGUGACGUUAUGGUACCGACCGCCCGAUGUUCUACUCGGCAGCACCGAAUACUCCACCUCCCUCGACAUGUGGGGAGUUGGGUGCAUCUUUGUCGAGAUGAUCACCGGCUUGGCCAUCUUCCCAGGAGUUCGUGAUACUUACGACCAACUUGACAAAAUAUUUAAGGUAUUAGGGACGCCAUCAGAAGAAGAUUGGCCAGGAGUCACGCGACUUCCCGGUUACAAAAGUCAAAAACUAGGUUACUAUCGACCAAGAAGGUUGGGUCAUUAUUGGCCCCGAUUACACGACGUUGUGCAGGGUGAAGCCAUGGCUACUUCACUCCUUCAGCUCGAUCCGCAGAGGAGAAUUGGCGCUGAAGAUGCCAUGCAACAUCCGUAUUUCAACGGACUUCCCAAAAAAUUGUUAGAACUGCCAGAUGAUGUUUCCGUCUUUAGCGUGGAAGGAGUGCACCUUUACCCGGAACAGUAUUCCGGGAUCAAAUGAGGGUUUCGACAGCGUAGACUCCCGAACUACUAAAAGUUAUCAAAAAAUAAAAAUAAAUAAAUAAGAAGAGCAAUUGAUCGUCGUCGUCGUCGUCGUCGUUAUCAAAUCAGUUACUGUUACACUCUUCUCAUUCCAUUGCUGUUCCAAGGCGCGAGUAGUUGCACCUCAACAGGCGCCACAGGAUCAAAUACCACACGGACGGAAUCCAACUGAUAACACAACCAAUCGGUUCGGGUUUCGCGAUAAUACUCACACAAUCAAGUCUUUUAGCGCCGCUCACCGACUAACUAACUAACUAACUGUAGGUGAUAUAUACAUGGGACCCAUUCUUUUACGUUAACGGUAAUAUUUUUGACGUAUUUAAAUUAAUUUUAACGAGCGCGAGGCUACGACUCAAAAAAUUCGGAUUCAGUCAGUGUCUAGGACAGUAAGUUGUUGAUUUCCUCUUAGGUACUUAGUGAGCGAAGCGAAGAAAGUUUAAUUUUAAUUUUUUAAGCAUAUUAAGUAAAUUUAUAUUUUAAUUUCGUCGGAAAUUUCUCUUAACCGUGCCAAAACCUAAUUGAAGGGAAUAUACUGUUAAUGUGCCUAAACCACAACAUCUUGGGGAUUUACGUAUGCAGACUAUUGAUCAUUAUUUUGCUUUUCUAAUGCAUGGAAUUUGUGAUUUGUAUUUUGUAAGUUCCGCGUGUAUUAUACACUUUUCUUUCGUGGUACGUACGUAAAGGAUUUUGUUAUGAUGUGUCGUAAAAGAAAAUGAGCGAAUUAAGUGUUAGUAGUUUUUUUUUUUUUAAUGUGGAA